CUAUCUUUGAAUUUAGUAUCCAAAUAUUGUCACGUUAAUCUUAUAAAUUCAUACCUAAAAUGUUCUAUAAAUGUGUAUACAUUAUAAUAUAUAUAGUUUUUGUUUUAAAUCGUUUGGCCCUUGGCGAUAAUUCCACAUAUAAAUGUGGAAUCUGUGCCAAAGAGAAUGCCAAACUCUGUCAGAUUGAACAAUCGAUUGGCUACAGUUGUUUCAAAAGAAGCUCAACGGAAACUGUGAAGGACACUGGAAAGAAACCAGGUAAAAAGAAAUAUAUACACGAGAAAGCUCCGAUGACAAACGAGGCACGCGAAUGCAUACCACAUGGCAUACACAUAGAUCCCGGUUUUGAAAUCUGCUGUGCUUGGUCCCCUCAUACGGGCUGCAAUCUGGUAUUGGACAAGCAACAUAAGGGUGAAUUUUGCUCUACUUGCAGAAUACAAAAUAGCUUAUACAAGGACUUGGAAAUAUGUCCAUGUUCUUAUGUAAGUAGAUCGGGAUCUGAACAACUCAUCUCAAUCGAUCUAAAGAUACUCAUCGGAAUGACAAUAGGAUUCUAUAUAGUGCAGAAGAUUACAAAUUUAUUAAAUUGAUGCUUUCAAAGGGAAUUCGAUUUAUUUACCAAAUUUACAUAAAGUGUUGGUAUAAUAUGAUCCAAAAUAGAGAGAUAAAUGUCGCAAA
Drosophila serrata is the source of this 678-nucleotide messenger RNA. RefSeq lists its product as uncharacterized. The record is from RefSeq and is a predicted model, not a curated record. NCBI's taxonomy places the organism in Eukaryota, Metazoa, Arthropoda, Insecta, Diptera, Drosophilidae.